Messenger RNA from Saccostrea echinata, 1132 nucleotides. Its product is annotated as spermatogenesis-associated serine-rich protein 1-like. The coding region runs from base 119 to 898 and encodes 259 amino acids. The record is from RefSeq and is a predicted model, not a curated record. NCBI's taxonomy places the organism in Eukaryota, Metazoa, Mollusca, Bivalvia, Ostreida, Ostreidae. The transcript has 7 exons.
ACCCAGCGCAUGUCGCUGUUUGCUCUUUUUGUUUACAUUUUGAUUUAGUACAUUAAGCUUUAAAAUGUAACUUCCUUUACAAAGAAUCUAACGGAAACAUUAUAUAAUUAGCAUAAUAAUGUUGCAUUUGACGACUGAAAUCGGAAAGGUCGGCAGGAAAGAGAGGGAGAGAAAACAUUUCCCAGAUAUCCACAACAACUGCAGCCUACCGUCUUACAAGCCCCAUGGCCGUAGAUACAUCCCUCACGGUUACGGAUUUUAUGAGGACUGGAUGCCCCAUAACCAGAAUAUCAACAUCAGAUAUACUGAGAAUGGACCGGACUGGAAGUCGAAGCUAAAAUACAUUCCUGAUCCAGAAAAUCCUAAAUAUCCGGCAGCAGAAAUCUUUGAGAACAACUGGAAAGCUAUGAGGCCGUAUCCUUACACAUACAUGAGGACGAGAAAUGAGUGGUUGCUUGACCCUGGACUGACCAAGGUGGGACUUAGGUGUAACUUUGGCGGCGUCCACAAGGCAACUAACACCAGCAGUGAUGAAAUCACACACAGAAUGCUUUUUGGGCGGGGACGCAACGAGACGAUCAUUGACAAGAGGAACGGAAUCCCGUACGCGUCUGAGGGGGACAAAUCGUACCAGGCAGUGGAAUAUUCCCCUAGCUUCCAUAAGGCGGGGUCUAGUCUGCCCUGUCCACAGUUCGGUGCUAACUACCCAAAAGUAUCAACAGACACCUGUGUCCCGCUUCUUCCAAUCCCCAAAAAACCCAGGGAUACGUUUCGCGACAUGGAAAGACGGCGACAGAUGUCGGAAGAGAUUGACUCCGUGAGGGGCUUAGAAUCCUGGGAGCCUGCAAAGCCAAUUCACCAGGCCCUGAUCCCGGAAGAUCCCCCGGCUAAGAAAUAAACAGAUGUCAGCUGAUCAAGCCCGGCUGCUGACACUGAAAUCUUUUCCCUGUUAAACAUGUCUUCUUUAGUGAUACUUGUCAUUUUCUUUGUUGAUCGCUAUUCAGGCGAAUGUAUUUUUUCUCUUCCAUUCCUGGUUACAUACAUAAUGUGAUAUGUUUAGAAAUAUUAUUGUUUGUAUAAGUAAACAAUGUUAUGCUUUGUCAUAAAGCCUUUUUUUUUUUUUUACCUUCUC